AUGGAUCCCGAGGUCCAAUCACAGCUCGAGAAUUCGGCUACCGAUGCCACCCAGCAACUAUCCGAGUCUGUUCACCAACUGCCCACUCCACCGCCCCCCAGUAGCGCAAUACCAGAGCAACUCGAAGAAAGACCAAUGAUAUCUGUUCCUCAAGUCACCACACAAGAUUCAGAGUCUCUUACCCCUAUCAAGCCAAGUACACCUGAUGUUCAGGACAACAAACACAAUGCCACCCCGCCAGCUCCCGAACAACCCAAACAAAAGCUUACAGAGACUGACCUAUUGCGUGAACGCCUCAAGCGUGACCCUCUAGACACAUCAGCUCAUCAGCGUCUUAUCGGAAUUGCUGAAGCUUCAGGCGACGUUGAAAAGAUACAGAGCGCGUACGAAGGCCUCCUCGACGCCUUUCCAAAUGCAACUUCAGCCCAAAUCGCCUACCUCAACCACUUUCUCACACCGGCCCUCUUUUCCAAAGCAGAGUUGUUGUUCUCCCGAUUUCUCCGCAGUUCUAUAUCCCCCGAACUAUGGAAGUUCUACCUUGCUUAUGUUCGUCGUACUAACUCUGCGAUCGCUGACCCUCAAACGCGUGAGGUCGUAAAGAAAGCAUAUGAGUUUGCCUUGCUUCAUAUUGGACAUGACCGAGCUGCAGGUGACAUUUGGCGCGAAUACAUCGACUUUGUCAAGGCGGGCGAGGCAAAAACAACAUGGGAGGAACAACAAAAGAUGGACGCCCUUAGGCGGCUAUAUCACCGAAAAGGCAGCUGCCCACCGCGUGACCCUGCGAUUCCUGCUCCUCCAGAUUUUAACCUCCCGACACCACCCGCAUGGACCGAGUCCGAUCGAGCAGCCGUCCAAGGGUGGAAAGCCUAUGUUAAAUGGGAAGAGUCCAACCCCCUAGACUUGGAAGACACGGCCGCCUUACAUGGCCGUGUCUCGGCAGCUUACCGUAAAGCGUGUGCGGCUAUGCAAUUCUAUCCUGAAAUAUGGUACUUGGCAUACAAUUGGGCUAAUGCUUCCGGUAAGCCAGAUGAUGCGAUGGCCAUUCUCAAACAAGCAAUGGAGGCAAACAAGUCCAGUUUCCUAUUACAUUUCGCAUACAACGAAAUAUGUGAAGUCCAGAAAAAGUACCCCGAGGUUCAUUCGACAUUUGAAGGGCUUGUCGAAGCGGCCAAGGCCAAUGCCCCCCCUGUGGACUUUAUGGCCCCUCCAGAAGAUCAGUCCGUGCCCUCAGAAGCCGACGCCAUCCUCGCCCGACGAACUCCCGAACUAAACGAACUCAAAUCCGAGCUGGGCGUCGUGUGGAUCAUGCACAUGCGGUUCGCCCGGCGCUCCGAGGGGUUGAAACCUGCCCGAACUAUAUUCGGCAAAGCAAGAAAGGACAAGCACAUAUUUUGGAAUGUGUACGAGGCUGCAGGUGUGUUUCGAGGCGUUGAUGGAAUAUCAUUGUACGAAAGCCCAGAUGUGGCGACCAAGAUAUUUGAGCUGGGUUUAAAGGUUUUUAGUGAUAACCCAGAUUAUGUGUUGCGCUAUCUUGGGUUCCUUAUUUCGAUCAAUGACGAAAACAAUGCCCGAGCGUUGUUUGAACGUGUGAUCACAACCUUUCCUCCCGAAAAGGCACGACCGAUUUGGGAUAGGUGGUCUCGCUACGAAUACAACUUUGGCGACCUGAUAGGCUCUCAGAAACUUGAGAAACGCUUGGCCGAGAUCUACCCAAAUGAUCCUCCUAUUAAGCGUUUCGCAAAUCGGUAUACGUAUUUGGGAGUCGACACGAUCGCAUCGAAUGAUCUCGGUUUCAAGGUCGUUCGACAAUCCGGUUCGGCAGGAGGCGUAGCCGCCCCCGCAAGUCCGCCCACUUCCAAUGCCAAACGAGCGGCUUCUCCACCUCGUCGUGCUCCAGAUCCGCCCGCGAAGCGGUUCAAGGGUCAAGCACCGGACGCAGAUCGUGCCCGGGAGCAAGAAAGAGAACGGGAGCGAGAGCGGGAUCGAGAUCGUGAGAGGGAACGAGACCGGAUGGAAAGAGAGCGAGAACGUGAGCGGGCGGAGCGUGAAAAGGAGCGUGAGCGUGAGAGAGAUCGCGAGAGGGACCGGGGAGAUCGACGGGGUGCUGGUGCUGGUGGAGGUGCUGGCGCUGGCGCUGCUGGUGCAGGAGGGGGCGGAGCUGGAAGAUGGGAAGGGCCCCAAUCUCGUAGGCCAAACAGCCCACCUCCAUACCGAAGAGGGUAUGAUGGCCCUGGACGGAGACAUGAGGAUGCCCAUGAUGAAGGUGGGCUUCCACCCUUGGUGGCCAAGUUUGUGGCGUCCCUUCCGGCGUCUCAGGCAUUUGACGGUCCUGUAUUCCGUACCGAUGAUUUGCUUACCUUGUUCAAAAAUGUUAAUUUGCCUUCGAGAUCUCCACCUCCACAGAGAAUGAGAUCGCGUUCUCCCACAAGAGGUGGACGACCCCCACAGACUAUGGCCCAUACCAAGGACCCGACCGUGGCUCAAGCCGCAGAGGAAGAUACUAAUUAG
This is a messenger RNA of Rhizoctonia solani, 2508 nucleotides long. RefSeq names its product mRNA 3'-end-processing protein RNA14. Gene Ontology annotation, molecular function: mRNA binding; protein binding. Gene Ontology annotation, cellular component: nucleus. The record is from RefSeq and is a predicted model, not a curated record. Lineage: Eukaryota; Fungi; Basidiomycota; Agaricomycetes; Cantharellales; Ceratobasidiaceae. The transcript is spliced from 11 exons. Bases 1 to 2508 code for a protein of 835 amino acids. Gene Ontology annotation, biological process: mRNA 3'-end processing.